Messenger RNA from Mangifera indica (mango), 8623 nucleotides. RefSeq lists its product as uncharacterized. Gene Ontology annotation, molecular function: ADP binding. Lineage: Eukaryota; Viridiplantae; Streptophyta; Magnoliopsida; Sapindales; Anacardiaceae. The transcript is spliced from 10 exons. The coding region runs from base 224 to 7273 and encodes 2349 amino acids. The record is from RefSeq and is a predicted model, not a curated record.
UUUUCAUAACUGUAAAUAUUAUAGAUUAUAAUGUCUGCUGAAUAAUGCAUAAAGUUGUUGGCAUGUUGCUUUCUUUGUGUCUUCUUGUUGACUAACCAAACAUUUUAGUCUUUUCUUUUGUAUCUCUUUGACCCUCUCUUGUUUUGGUAUCUGAGUUCUCUUUUCCUUUUCGUUUUUUCCUUCUAUUCUGUCUGAUUCCAAAUCUUUUUCCUUGUGCUUGAGAAUGGCAGAAGCUGCUGUGAAUGCUGUUAUAGAAGUUAGAAAGUGCUUAAUUGGUCUGAUCGGGCGUCAGUUUAUGUACUUGUACAACUACAAAACCAACUUUGACAAUCUUGAAAAGAAAGCUGCAAGGCUGAAGGAUGCAAGAGAUGAGGUGAAGGCUAAGGUUGUUGAUGCUGAAAAUAAUGUGAAAAAGAUCAAACAGACUGUUAAGAACUGGCAGAGGCAUGUGGAUUCCAUCCUUGAAGAAACAGACAAGCUAAUUCAGGAGAAAUCAAACGGCAGUUGUUUCAACUUAAUCACUUGCUACAAAAAUGGCAGGAAAGCAUGGAAAACGCUGAACGCUAUAACUGAACUUCUUCAGGAAGAAAAAACAUUUGGUGAAGUUUCACUUCCUACCACUUAUGAAGUCGUUCGGCUCACUAACAAAGAUUAUGAGGAAUUUGAAUCAAGAAGGUCAGUUUUCAACGAUGUGCUGAAGGAAUUAGAUGAUCCUGAGGUGGGAAUUAUUGGGGUUUAUGGGAUGGGUGGAAUUGGUAAAACCACACUGGUCAAAGAAGUUGGUCAUCAAGCCAAGAAAAACCAGAAGUUGGAUGACGUGGUUUUCGUAGAGGUAUCUGAUAAACCAGAUACUAAAAAGAUUCAAGAUGAAAUUGCGACUCAGUUACGCGUGAAAUUGGAUACGGAGGCUGAACGAGUGAGCAAGUUGAAUGCGAGACUGAAGAAUGGUAAAAAAGUGCUUGUAAUUUUAGACAAUAUAUGGGAACGAUUAGAUUUGGAGGCUCUCGGUAUUCCUUGUGGAGAUGACCGUGGGGGAUGUAAAUUGUUGCUGACAGCAAGAUAUCGUAAUGUAUUAUGGAGUAUGGAUUGUAAGAAAGAUUUCUCGAUGGGUGUCUUAAAGGAAGAAGAAGCUUGGAGAUUGUUUAAGAAGAUGGCAGGUGAUGUUGUUGAUCAAACAAAUGAGCUGAAUUCUCUGCCAAAUGACGUAUGCAACGAAUGCCAUGGUUUGCCAAUUGUCAUUACUACCAUAGCAAGAGCAUUAAGAAACAUGAGACAUCAAUUUCAAUGGAAAGAUGCCCUACGAGAACUAAGAAAGCCUUCUCCAACAAAGUUUGCAGGCUUGCUAGAAAAAGAAUACACAAAGAUAGCAUUGAGUUACAAUUGUCUAAGACGUGAUGAGCUCAAGAAAACUUUGCUAAUUUGUGGCUUAAUGGUAAAUUACACUACCAUUUCAGACUUGUUCAAACUCAUUUUCGGUUUAAAUAUAUUGGAAGGUUCUAACUUUACAAUGGAAGAAGCACGGAAUAAGCUGGAAAGUCUUGUCUGUGAACUCAAGGAUUCGUGUUUGUUGCUUGAUGGUUCAACCAGUAAACAAUUUGCCAUGCAUGAUGUUAUUCGUUCAGUUGUCAUAACAAUUGCAUAUAAAGAUUAUCAUGUAUUUACAGAGCGAAAUGACAUGGUGAUGGAAUCGUCAGAUAAAGAGCAAUUGAAAAAAUGCACUAAAAUCUCACUAGUUGAUUGUAAUAUGAUUGGUGAGAUUUGGUCUCAAGGUUUGGAUUAUCCAAAACUUGAAUUUUUCAGUACGGAGAUGAAGGGUUCUUUUGAAAUCCCCGAAGAUUUUUUUGUGGGGAUGGGAAACCUCAAGGUUCUAAGUUUCCUCGACCUGAAGGUAUUGUCCUUGCCAACAUCUCUUGCUUUUCUUGUAAAUCUUCAAACGUUAUGUUUGGAUUAUGGGAAAUUUUCAGAUGUAACAAUAAUUGGAGAAUUGAGAAAACUAAAGAUUCUUAGCUUGCGAUGUUGUAAUAUUAAACUGUUGCCUGGAGAAAUAGGUAACUUGACUCAAUUACAGUUUUUAGAUUUAAGUUAUUGUGAGCAACUAGAAGUUAUUGUACCGAAUGUUAUAUCAAGCUUAUUGCGAUUGGAAGAAUUGUAUGUGGGAGGAUGCUCAAUUUUGUCAAAGGCUGGCAUACUUAAAGAGUUGAAGGGUUUGUCCAAAUUGACAACUUUAGAAAUAGAAAUUUCAGAUGAUCAAAUUUUGCAAGAAGACUUCUUCUCCAAAAAGUUUGAAAGGUACAAUAUAUCAAUUGGAAAUAGGGCUGCUUCUUUUGGUGGGUCCUACAUAUCGAGGGAUGAUUGGAAGUUCAUGUGGCUAAUUGAGCAUGCUGAUUUAAGAAUGCUGAGACUGAAUCUUAAUUCUUUCAUCUGGCACGAGAAAUUGCAGUUGUUAUCAAAUGUUGAAUUGUUAUGCUUAGACAAAUUGCAGGGUAUGAAGAAUGAUCUCUCCGAAUUAGACAAGAAGGGUUUUUCUGAAUUAAAAUAUCUCUGUGUCCAAAAUAAUCCUAACAUUGUGUGCAUUGUUGACUCAACAAAGUGCAUUUCUCAUCAGGUCUUUCCAAUCCUGGAGUCUCUGAUUGUUUUCAAGUUGAUUAACUUGGAAAAGAUAUGCUAUGGUCCACCCUCAACAGAGUCUUUCUACCACUUAAAAUUUAUAGAAGUGAAAAGCUGUGAUAAGUUGGAAAAUAUCUUCUCAUUCUCCAAUGCUAGUAGAAGCCUAUCACAACUUCAAUUAAUUAAGGUGGAAGAUUGCAAGAAUUUGGCUGAGAUUUUUGCUGUUGAAAGUAAAAAUAGAGCAAGCAAAAAUGAAGUAAUUGAUAAGAUUGAAUUUUGUCAAUUACGCUUCUUGAAGUUGCUUGAACUUCCAAGGAUUGCAAGUUUUUACUCAAAUAUCAAUUCUGAGGAUGCGGCAAGUGAUACUAUCAUACCAUUUUUCGACAAAAAGGUUGUUUUCCAGAGUUUGGAAGCCUUAGAGCUUAAAGCAAUUAAUUUUGAGAAGAUUUGGGACGAUAAACUUCCAAUAACCUCUUGUUGCUAUCAGAAUUUGGAAAGAUUGAUUGUGGAUGGCUGCCAAAAGCUAAAAUUUGUAUUUCCGUCAUCUAUAAUUGAAAGCUUUAAACAACUUCAACACCUUGAGAUAAGUUGUUGUAAGGAAUUAAAGGAGAUUGUUGCCAAAGAAGAAACAAACGAUACUACUACAUUUAUCUUUCCAAGGGUAGUCUUUUUGAAACUUAGAGAAUUGCCUGAGCUUACAACUUUCUACCAUGGUAAACACAACUCAAAUUGGCCCAUGUUAAAGGAGUUGGAGGUGCAUGGUUAUGGCAGACUAGACAUAUUUACUUCAAAAUAUAAGGUUGUUGUCCCCAAUUUGGAGGUCUUAAAACUAUGUUCAUCCAAUUGUGAAAUACUCUGGGAUAGUCAACUUGGGACAACUUCUUCUUGCUAUCAAAACUUGACAAGCUUGAUCCUGAAUGGUUGUCGAAAACUCCAAUAUGUCUUAAAACUAUGUUCAUCCAAUUGUGAAAUACUUCGGGAUAGUCAACUUGGGACAACUUCUUCUUGCUAUCAAAACUUGACAAGCUUGAUCCUGAAUGGUUGUGGAAAACUCCAAUAUGUAUUUUUAUCAUCCAUGGUGAAAUGCUUUGAGCGGCUUGAACAUAUUGAGAUAUGCAAUUGUAGUGUUUUGAAGGAGAUUAUUUCAAAAGGAGUGGAAGCAAACAAAACAUUUGUAUUUCCACGAGUAACCUUUCUAAAACUGGAGAAUUUGCCCGAACUUGCAACUUUCUAUCCUGGAGUACACACUUCUGAAUGGCCAGUGUUAAAGGAGUUGGAGGUGUGUAAUUGUGACAAAAUAAAAAUAUUCACUUCAGAAUAUAUGAGCUUCCAUGAUAAUAAUGAGGGUCAAAAUGAUAUUCGGGAGAAACAAUCCCUCUUCUUGGCUGAAAAGAUUAACCCCAAUUUGGGUAAAUUAACCCUAAGCAGAGCGGAUGACAUGAUAAAAUUCCUGCAUCAAUUUCCAGAAAACUUUUGUAGAUGUACAAUUGAGAUUGAACAGGAUAAAUCUGCCAAUAUUUCGGUUGGCAUCUUUCAGAGACCGGUUAAGCUGGAAAAACUCAUUCUCAGUGACUGCUCAUAUGAGGAGAUAUUUACAUGUGGAGAGGAUGAGAAACAUACAAACAUCUUGAUACAAAUAAAAAGUUUGGAGUUGCGUGAUCUUUCUGAUGCAAAGUACCUUUGGGGAAAAGGCUCCAAACUAGACUCUCUUCUUCAAAAUCUUGAAGUUCUAGAAGUGAGAUGUUGUGAUAAAAUGAUAAAUGUUCUGCCAUCCUCAGCAUCUUUUGAGAAUCUAACAGUUUUGAAUGUAGAUUCGUGUUAUGGAUUGAUGAACUUACUCACACCUUCCACAGCAAAAAAUUUGGUCCAGUUGAGAGAAAUGAAAAUUGGAAGUUGCAGAAUGAUGACAGAAAUAGUAUCAAAUAAGACAGAAGAUGUAGCAGCAGAAGAUGAAAUUGUUUUUGGCAAACUGAAGUUGUUGUCACUUCACCGCUUACAAAAUCUCAUAUGCUUCUACUUGGGGAAUUAUGCAUUGAAAUUCCCGUCUUUGGAAGAAUUAACUGUAGAUGACUGUCCUAUGAUGAUGACUUUCUCUGUAGGAAACUUAAAUACACCAAGUUUACAGAAAGUUCAACAAGAUUGGUGGGAUAAAGGCAAAUGGUGUUGGGAGGGUGACCUAAAUGCAACCAUACAACAUUUGCACGAAGAAGAGAUUAACCCCAAUUUGGGUAAAUUAACCCUAAGCAGAGCGGAUGACAUGAUAAAAUUCCUGCAUCAGUUUCCAGAAAACUUUUGUAGAUGUACAAUUAAGAUCGAACAGGAUAAAUCUGCCAAUAUUUCGGUUGGCAUCUUUCAGAGACCGGUUAAGCUGAAAAAACUCAUUCUCAGUGACUGCUCAUAUGAGGAGAUAUUUACAUGUGGAGAGGAUGAGAAGCAUACAAACAUCUUGAUACAAAUAAAAAGUUUGGAGUUGCGUGAUCUUUCUGAUGCAAAGUACCUUUGGGGAAAAGGCUCCAAACUAGACUCUCUUCUUCAAAAUCUUGAAGUUCUAGAAGUGAGAUGUUGUGAUAGAAUGAUAAAUGUUCUGCCAUCCUCAGCAUCUUUUGAGAAUCUAACAGUUUUGAAUGUAGAUUCGUGUUAUGGAUUGAUGAACUUACUCACACCUUCCAUAGCAAAAAAUUUGGUCCAGUUGAGAGAAAUGAAAAUUGGAAGUUGCAGAAUGAUGACAGAAAUAGUAUCAAAUAAGACAGAAGAUGUAGCAGCAGAAGAUGAAAUUGUUUUUAGCAAUCUGAAGUUGUUGUCACUUGAAAACUUACGAAAUCUCAUAUGCUUCUACUAUGGGAAUUAUUCAUUGAAAUUCCCAUAUUUGGAAGAAUUAACUGUAGAUGGCUGUCCUAUGAUGAUGACUUUCUCUGUAGGAAACUUAAACACACCAUGUUUACAGAAAGUUCAACGUAAUUGGUCAGCUGAAAACAUAUUGGACUGCGAGAGUGACCUAAAUGCAAUUAUACAACGACGGCACGAAGAAGAGAUUAACCCCAAUUUGGGUAAAUUAACCCUAAGCAGAGCGGAUGACAUGAUAAAAUUCCUGCAUCAGUUUCCAGAAAACUUUUGUAGAUGUACAAUUGAGAUUGAACAGGAUAAAUCUGCCAAUAUUUCGGUUGGCAUCUUUCAGAGACCGGUUAAGCUGGAAAAACUCAUUCUCAGUGACUGCUCAUAUGAGGAGAUAUUUACAUGUGGAGAGGAUGAGAAACAUACAAACAUCUUGAUACAAAUAAAAAGUUUGGAGUUGCGUGAUCUUUCUGAUGCAAAGUACCUUUGGGGAAAAGGCUCCAAACUAGACUCUCUUCUUCAAAAUCUUGAAGUUCUAGAAGUGAGAUGUUGUGAUAGAAUGAUAAAUGUUCUGCCAUCCUCAGCAUCUUUUGAGAAUCUAACAGUUUUGAAUGUAGAUUCGUGUUAUGGAUUGAUGAACUUACUCACACCUUCCACAGCAAAAAAUUUGGUCCAGUUGAGAGAAAUGAAAAUUGGAAGUUGCAGAAUGAUGACAGAAAUAGUAUCAAAUAAGACAGAAGAUGUAGCAGCAGAAGAUGAACUUGUUUUUGGCAAACUGAAGUUGCUGUCACUUGAAGAGUUAAAAAGUCUCACAUGUUUCUGCUCUGGGAGUUAUGCAUUGAAAUUCCCAUAUUUGGAAGAAUUGGCUGUAGAUGGUUGUCCUAGGAUGAAGACCUUCUUUGCAGGAAACUUAUACACACCAAGUUUACACAAAGUUCUAGAAGAUUGGAGGGAUAAAGACAAAUGGAGUUGGAACGGUAACCUAAAUGCCACCAUACAACAACUGUACGAAAAAGAGGGUAACUCCAAGUCAGAGAAAUUGAUACUAAGUGGAAAAGACGUCACACUUAUAUGGCAAGAACAGUUUUCAGAACAUCAAUUUUCCAAAGUAAAAAUUCUUAAGAUCAUUAAGGAUGAAUCAUCUAACAUUCCAAUUGGAAUUCUUCAGAGAUUUAACAAUCUCAAAAAACUUGUACUACGAUCGAGUUCAUAUAAGGAGAUAUUCUUAUGUGAAAAAGAUGAGAAAGAUGUAAGCAUGCUCACACAAAUAAAGGAACUAAAGUUAUGGGGGCUUUUCAAUUUGGAGUACAUGUGGAAAGAAAAAUCUCAUCUGGACUCAAUUCUUCAAAAUCUUGAAAUGUUACAUGUAAAUUUUUGCCACAAUUUGUUUAGUAUAAUGCCGUCUUCAGCAACUUUUGAAAAUCUCAUAACUCUAGAAGUAUGGUACUGUGAUGGAUUGAUAAACUUAGUAUCAUCUUCAACAGCCAAAAGUCUGGUGCGACUUGAAGAACUGAGAUUGUUAGAAUGUAAAAUGAUGGCAGAAGUAGUAUCAAGUGAGGGGGGUACAAAAGCCGAAGAAAUUGUUUUUGACAAAUUAAAGCUACUAUCACUUCGUAAUUUAAAGAAUCUCACAAGCUUCAGCUCCGGUAAUUACGUCCUCAAAUUUCCAGCUUUGGAAGAAUUUAUUGUGGAGGAAUGCCACAAUAUGAAGACUUUCUUUGAAGGAGUCUUAAGUGUACCAAGUUUACGAAAAGUAAAGAAAUGGGCUGACAAAUUAGGAUACUGGGAGGGUGACCUUAAUACUACUAUUCAAUUUCUACACAGAAAAAAGUGAAUAUUCAGAGUUCUGGAAGGACACAGAGCAAACUUCAAUGAAAUCUCUGGAAUAAGGUUCUUUUUUUUGUGGUUUGUGAGGCAUUAUUGCGGCUCAAGUUUCCUGUGUUGAGCAAUUCUGGAAUUAUCCUUUCUGCCGCAAAGCUCUCUCCUGGCCACACAGCUUUUCGUUUCUUGGCAAGCUAUCAAAAUGGGAAGUUUGUGCUUGCAUACUGCAAGUUUCCUUGCGUUGAUUUAUUGGAACUUGCAAAGGCAUUUCUGUCCAAGGUCAACUAUCAGAGCCAAGUUCAAAAUCAAUUUCAAUUGAUAUUUUUGUUUAUCUUGUCCGGCUUCUGGUUCCAGGUGUUCUGCUCCAGAAUAGAUUGUGGAUCCUCUGCCUCCUUGGUUCCCUGUAUUGUCCUGUAUUUCCACAACCAACCUGUGCAAUUGCUUACCUGCUGUGCUUGUCAUGGGAUUAGUGCUGCUGUAAGCUUCUUCUGCAGGAUCCAAUCAGAGAUUUUCUCUUCUUCUCUGCCCAGGUUUUCUGUCCCACUCUCCUGCUGUAGCAGCUCAACGUUUCUGCUUCCUGGUUUUCACUGCAAUAGAAUCCUGCUUUUCUUCUAAUGCAGUCUGUUCCAGAUUUUAUUCUUCUCCACUGCUCCAGUCUGCAUGACUGAAUUUAUUCUUCUACUGCCUUCCUUCUACUGCUUCCAGGGUUCCACAAGAAAGCCGCUGUGCAGUUCUCGGAAGAAGCAAGCACUACCAGUCUGCCUGCUACUUUGCCUUUCCUGAUUGUGCAGCAGGCAGCCAUUUGGGUGAAAUCCUGCCAAUGUCCAAGCUGCCCGGGAUAGCGGCAUUGAUCACCUCAUACUUGCAGUUCUAGAUUUUUUCCCAGGUGCAACAAUUAGACAGGAGCAGGCCUUGCUCUGCAGAUUUUCAGUCAGAAGCAGUUCUUGCCCAGGCCAUUCCAGAAUUUUUCUAGGUGCAGAAGCUGAUCAAAUUAUGUAAAUUUCGUGCUGGGCUUCUUUCUCCUGUUUCAGCUGCUGCUUCGACCAUCUGUGAGACUGCAAUUUUUUUUCUGGAUGUUUGUUGCUCCUCCCUGGUCCUGCAGCAUUUUGCAUUAUGCAGGUAUAGGUCUGAGUUAUCUGAAUCCUGAAGGAUCUAGUUUGUUGCUGCCUUGGAAGAAAGCACCCUGCUGGUUUAGCCUCAAAAUUAAAGUUUGUUUUUGUAUAGCAUAAACAAGUUGGUCAAGUCUGCACAUGCACAUGUAAAGUUUGGUGAUAUAAAAGUUUUGUUUGAUUCUUCUGUUAAUCUCUAUGGUUGUAAGAACUUUGAUAAGUUUUCAAAAGGAAAUAAUGUUUAUCGAUCGUAA